Messenger RNA from Iphiclides podalirius (scarce swallowtail), 1794 nucleotides. The record is from the annotation of a GenBank genome assembly. Lineage: Eukaryota; Metazoa; Arthropoda; Insecta; Lepidoptera; Papilionidae.
AUGGAGUCUACCUCUACGUCUGGUAGACUGAAAGUCACGGUGUGGGGUAAUAGCACGGUGGCCGAAAUAGUUUGCGAGCCUCUCCAAGAAGUGGGCGCUGUCGUGGCCGGGCUUCCAACGGGCCCGUUGUCGCCGCCGCAAGUGUUGCCCUUGACGGCACCCCUGCCCCCUCCCUCGGCACUGUCCGCUCCCCCGGCGGCGCUGCUUUUCCUUGGCGGCUCCAAAGCGCCAGUGGACCCCAGGGCCUCAGCGACCGCGUUGGAGGGAGAGGUCAUCGUCGUGGAAAACGAACCGCCGCAGUGGGAUGGCAAAGAUUUGGAGACCUUCCUCGCCUGGGAAAAGAUAUACGCCUCAACGUUAUUCUCAGCCUUGGAGCUGUAUGGCAAGCCAUUAUUGCGCGCAGCUGUCAUCACGCGAGAAGAAUACCAUUUACUGUUCUAUUAUCUGGAAUCCGUGUCAGAAGCUAGUGAGGCAUUGGCUGAGCGAAUGAGAAAAUACAUCGAUUCGGGCUUGCUGAUAAGUGAAAGACUUAAAGAAGAUAUUGACACUUUGGUGGAGACAAAAGAAAGCGUUGAUGAGGAAGAGCCUAAAAGCCUUCUGACGGAGCUUAUAAAUGAAGGUGUAUUAACGCAGAGGGAUAUCGACUGCAAUUCUGAAAUUGCUAAUUCUGAGUGCAAUGAACAGGGCGAGGACAAUCGCAAAGUAGACGACGCAGAUAACAGUUCGAAUGCGUCUUCUGUAGGCGUUAGCCUUCGUAAGAUAUUUGUGGACAUUCCAGUUGAUAAUAAAGAUCAAGAUGCUAAUAGUAUCGUGGUUGAAAAUGAAAAUGAUAGCUCAACAUCUGUAACAUUAAGAAACAGCAGACAGUGUUGCACUGAUCAUAGAAUAUCAGCUGAUGCAUCAGAGAACGUAUGGGCAAAUGUGCGAUGGGACUUUCUCAACCCCACGGACUUCGGUUAUGAUCAAGUCCGUAGCGUGAAGAGGAGUCGAUCUGAAUCGGCGAUAACACCCAUUGCCGCUCGGCGGCGAAAUGACGAGAUAUAUGAGAUACUACGCGACGAGGGUGAAUCUUGUGCUAGUAUGACACCAUAUGAAUCGAUAGAAGAUUUAUAUGACUGUAUUAAGAAUACCUCUUACAUUAGCGCUGCGGCCGUAGAGUCAUCUCCAUCCACUGAGAGCCAGUCUGAACCUCAAUACCCGGACUACGACGAAAAAUCGAUUACAACUCGUCAGAGUUCCGCGAGCAGCGACAAAAGUUGUACCUCAUCCGCAUUUCCAUUUUCUAAAUGCGGAUCGAGCGACUCGACCGGUGCAUACACGUCUUGCGAGUCGACAAGUGGCAUAGUUGCUUUCGCACCUAAGAGCGUCCCUGAGUCGCUGAAAAGCCGGGAAUUGCCUCCGCCGCCGUCGCAAGGUGAAAUAAGUGAGAGUGCUAUUUUGCUCAAGCAACUGUUUAUGGGAGAGCUGUUGGACGCUUACGGGGAGUAUCUGUCGGCGUAUCCGUACGCUAGGGCGCUGUUGCGACGGAAGGCACGGCGCGACGAACACUUCACGGCGCUAGCGGACAUCAGAAGGGGCGCCGCCAAGUACACGAUAGCGGAGUACCUCGAGUUGCCGAUUGAGGGUCGGUUUGAUCGCGGCCGCUGCGAUGAUACUCGGGUCUCGCACGCGCCGCCAUUCAAUGCUAAUGGGCCGGAAGACUUCACGUGCAACUCUCUCUCGCCCGACCGCGGGCAUUGUGUUCCCGAUGCCGCUUCAGGUUUCGAAGCGACGCGGGAAAAUUUUAUCGUGCUU